Molecule: messenger RNA, 1092 nt
Organism: Aureobasidium musti
Lineage: Eukaryota; Fungi; Ascomycota; Dothideomycetes; Dothideales; Saccotheciaceae
Source: the annotation of a GenBank genome assembly
AUGGCGCCAAUGAGCUAUGCAGCCAUAGUUGCGAAAGACUCAGGGGGCACCACAGGUGCCGUCAGCGCAGGCGUUACGAAGCCAAAGACUUCGCCUACUCAUUCCAGCACUAAGAAACCGUCAUCCGGAUCCAAAAAAUCGACAUCUCCGUCCAAGAAACCUGUUCCGACCGCUACGGGAUUAGAGUCAGCACUCAGACGUUCCUUGAGGCUCGAAGGCAAACCUCCAGAGAUUGAUCCACUUCCCACCACCGGCAAGACCAAGGAGCAGAACAAAAACUUUGUCAUCACAAGUAUAUGGGGGGACAAAACACGCGAGGGCGCCUCUCUCAAAAAACGAUUCAGAAAAAACAAGAUAACAGGUAGUAACGAAUUGGUUGCGUAUCGUGCCGAUCGAGGUCCUGAACACUUCUACCCUGGAAUGAUUAUCCGGGCCACCGAAGCAAAUUACCAGACCAAGCUCAAACUCUGUGUCGAUGAACUGGAUGACAAGGUACGCAAAGAUCUGGAUAUAAUGGUACACAAAGAUGGUCCUGUUUACAGCAAGAAACGACCUAUGGUGGUACUCUACAAGACUUUGAUGGGACUCAUGUGUGUGCCAAUGUUUUCCAACACCGAGGGUAUUGCGGGGAGCUCAAACAAGAGAUGGAGUCAGAUUGUCAGUGCCACAAGAGUCGGCGACGAGUCCUGGGAGGGGAAAACUCCUUGGGCGGGAAAGCCACUGAUAUUUGAAGCUUAUGAGAUUGAGGGGGGACAACCAUUGCAUGACAAAUGCUUCAUCAAUAUCGCGGAACCGAUCCAUAUCUCCAAUUAUGAGGAGAUACACGUCAAGAUGGGGCGUUUGAGCGGCGAUCAAUACUGCAGGUUGAUCAAUGCUUUCAUGUUUCGACAGUACAAACUCCUCAAAGCUGCUUUUGCCGAUUACGGGGAAGAGCGUGGGCUCAAGAAUCUUUGGGAGGCGUGGCAGUCGCAGAAGUCGGGAGAUAUGCUAUGGCCAGCUGAGAAAUCUGAAGAAUGGAAGCAGAUGGAGGCUAAUAUGAGUGAGAAGUCUCCACAAAUAGUCAGCGAGACCGGUGAGUAUACUUUGGUUUGA